AUGGCCCGCGAGAAGUCGUCCUACGACCGUCCCAUCUCAGUGGACAUGGAUCGCGAGUCUCUCAGCCGUCGCGCCUCGGCGCUAGAGGAGGUUCCAACUUUCGUCCCUCCCCCUGGGUACCCCGGCAUCCCCGUUACCCGACGCGUGAGCACAGUCUCUCAGAGCUCACGAGUAAUGUUGGAGAAUGAUGAUGCGGAUGAUCUGGAAGAGCUUGUUCGCAACACCUCGGCGGUGAGCAAGCAACGAUCUCGGGAGAGGCGCGAAUCCCACGACAACGUCUUCGAGCUGCCCUCCUUCCCGAGGGCCGCGAAGCCAGGUCCCGUAAGCACGAUCCGGGAGGUGCCCUCCGAGUUCACAACCCCCCAGUCCACACGCCCUCCAUCUCCUGUCUCCGGUCUGGUCUCCGGUCCACAGUUGCCCGUCGAGUACGAGACUGGCACAGGUCAGGCCUACCCCGACAUUGGCACCAUCGCUUCUUUUCGUGGAGCCAUUGUGCUCCUUUGUACUUGCGGCGCACAGCUCAUCGAUAACGUCUUUAUGACGGGCGUCAACAUUGCUCUGCCCGCCAUUCAGAAAGACUUCGAGGUCAAAAACGGGGAGUUGCAGUGGCUGAUCUCGGCCUACACUCUGACGUUUGGUGGCUUCCUCCUGCUCGCUGGCGUGCUUGCCGAUCGGUUCGGUCGCAAGCUCAUCUUCUGCUCCGGUAUGGCGACGCUCAGCGUAUGGACGGUCGCCAACGGCUUCGCGACCUCCUUCAUCCAGCUGGCCAUCUUCCGAGCUCUGCAAGGCAUCGGCGCCGCGAUGACGGUCCCUUCGGCCGUCGGUAUCAUCAGCAACUACUUCGUCACGGGGGACCGAACGCUUGGUCUGACCAUCUUUGGCGCCGCCGGUGCUGUCGGCUUCUGCCUCGGUCUCAUAUUUGGCGGGUUCUUGACUUCCUCGCUCGGCUGGCGAUACAUAUUCUACAUUCCUACCGCUGUGAGCGGCGCCCUUGGCGCCAUUGGCUGGAUCUUCCUUCCAAAGGACAGAAUCGAGGGUAACUCGAAGCCCAAGCUGGACUUUGUCGGCGCUGGUCUGUCGACGGCUGGGCUGAUCUUGCUCAGCUUUGUUCUUUCGAGCGGUGGCGAGUACGGCUGGGGCAAGGCUUUCAUCAUUGUCUUGCUUGUUCUUAGCAUCGCCUUGAUUGUUGCCUUUACCUACGUCGAGAAGAAGGUUUCGAACCCCAUCAUGCCACUUUCUCUCUGGAAACUACAAAACUUUGCCGCUCUCUGGAUCGGUGGCUUUGUCAUGUACGGCGGGUACCAGACGACGGUCUAUUACACGACCCUCAUCGCUCAAGAAGUCAACAAGUUGAGUGCCGGCGAAACAGCUCUUCGUUUCCUUCCCAUGGGAGCGACAGGCUUUAUCUUCAGUCUCUCCAUGUCACGCAUGCUCGAGGUCUUCAACACUAAGUACCUCCUCAUCUUGGGUAUGACCAUCUGCGCAAUCGCGCCCAUCCCUUCGGCGCUCAUGAAGCAGGACGACCUCAACUUCUGGAAGCACGUCUUCCCGACCACCGUGAUGGGCGUCGCGGGUACUACUAUUGUCUACUGCACCAUAACCGUUGUGCUCCUGGCCUCGCUACCUGUCAACGUCAAGAGUCUUUGCGGUGGCAUGAUCAACACGGCGUUCCAAAUCGGUAGCGGCGUCGGCCUCGCACUAGCGAGUGCCAUUGUUCAGGCCGUGGACAUAAGCAAAGGCCAUAGCCAGCUGCAGCAGUUCAACACUGGGCUGUGGUGCUGCGUUGGCCUUGCAAGUGUCGGCGUGGUGGCCAGCACGUUUGGAGUGAAAAACGUUGGGAAGGUCAUCAGUGGCCCGGCUAUUGCUCAUUAA
This is a messenger RNA of Colletotrichum graminicola M1.001, 1872 nucleotides long. RefSeq names its product major facilitator superfamily transporter. NCBI's taxonomy places the organism in Eukaryota, Fungi, Ascomycota, Sordariomycetes, Glomerellales, Glomerellaceae. The coding region runs from base 1 to 1872 and encodes 623 amino acids. Gene Ontology annotation, molecular function: transmembrane transporter activity. The transcript has 2 exons. Gene Ontology annotation, cellular component: membrane. Gene Ontology annotation, biological process: transmembrane transport. The record is from RefSeq and is a predicted model, not a curated record.